AUGACUGAGAAUAAAGCAUACAAAGAUCUGCUAAUUGAAUUUCAUCCUAAAAAUUUUGUUAAGAGAAAUUAUGGACAGCUCAUUUUGCUGCUGCGUGGCCGCUUUGGAAGUAGUGUUGUGGGUCGUACCACGUUGUUUUUACUUAAAGUUGCUGCUUUAGAGAUCAUAAGGAGGUUCUCCAAGAGCAAAUGUCCAUGUCUAUGGCGAGGCCUUCAAGCACUACAAAUUUUAUGUUAUCCACCUUUUAAAUGGAUUCAGAGGUGGGCGCCCUUCAAGGGUUUGGUUGACAACAUGCAGGUCCUAUCAAAACCGUUGCUAGCCCUUUCAAUUGCAACGUUGUUUUCUGAUCAGUCAAUUACAAUGUUGCUUUCUGAUAAAUCAAAAUGUAGUGAUAGAAAGUCUGAUUUAAGUUCUGAUUCAGAAGAUGCAGUAGUAUACUCUGGAUUAUCUCCUUUACAGGUUGAUUUGAAUAUAAGCCAGUGUUUGACAAAUCCUAAAAUUUUAGAACCUGAGAAGUGGUUGACUCAACUCAAUCAAGAGCUUGAAAAUCAAGGACUUAGUUUACCCGAAAGAAUCAACGAAGACGAGCUUCGGAGAUUUUAUGCAGCUUCUAAUAAUGAUUUUUCAUGCUUCCUUACCUCAAUAAAGAAAACCAUACGAUGGAGAGAGACUUACAGAAUUCUUUCUGAGGAAGAACUGAAAAUGUGGACAAAGAUGGUGUUUUGGCAUGGGUGUGAUGUGGAGCACAGACCUUGCCUAAUUGUUAGGCUUGGGUCAGCCUACAAUACUUUGACAUCCGAGGAUAGACCUCGAUUUGCUCAGGCAGUCAUAUCACAGGUAGAAUAUGGAGUCUUGCACUUGGUUGAUGCAAAUAAUCCUCAAAUUACAGUGUUGGUGGAUUUUGAAGGGCUAUCUCCAGUGAGAAUUCCCAUGCAAAUAAUGAGAUCUUGUUCUUCCCUUCUGCUAGACCACUUUCCCAAUCGUCUUGGUUGCAUGUUUGUCAUACAACUGCCAGCCAGUGUUCAAGUUAUUGCCCAGACUUUUAUUCAGGAUUUGAAACCUGCAACUAGAAACAAGUUGAAAAUGGUACGGGAAAUGUAUCAGAAAGUUCUUUCUGACUCUCUGCCCAACCUGCCUUCAUAUCUUGGAGGCUGCUGCACUUGCAUGAAAUGCUCUAACAUUGGCCAGCGGGAUAUGCUGCAACCUUAUGCAGCUGGGACCAGCAGGAGAGACAAGGUGGAGGACACCGGUGACAGUGACAGUGAUAACGAGGAUCCUCCAACAUUGCAUCCUUCCAAUGAAUUAGAAGGCCACUUGUAUGGCCGAUAUGACCAGUUAUUGAGAACUGCUAUCGUUGGUAUUCUUAUAUUUUGGACUUUUGUAGCUCUUGGUGCUGUAGUAUUUGAUUCCAGUAAUAGUCACCUGCCUUGA
Sphenostylis stenocarpa is the source of this 1431-nucleotide messenger RNA. NCBI's taxonomy places the organism in Eukaryota, Viridiplantae, Streptophyta, Magnoliopsida, Fabales, Fabaceae. The record is from the annotation of a GenBank genome assembly.